Messenger RNA from Cajanus cajan (pigeon pea), 836 nucleotides. The record is from RefSeq and is a predicted model, not a curated record. NCBI's taxonomy places the organism in Eukaryota, Viridiplantae, Streptophyta, Magnoliopsida, Fabales, Fabaceae.
AUAUUCUUCUGCUUAACUUCAUUGCCUUCAUUCUUGCGUUUUUUUCCCAAAACCAUAGCUGUUUGUGUGAGUUAAAGAACAGUUGAUGCUGUUGAAAUUGAAGAGAACCCAAUUGAUCAAGAGUAUAGCCUGAAUUGAAAGUAAAUCCAAUUCUGCAGGCUGCAAAAUACUAAAAAUAGUUUGACAAUAAGAUGAACAUCCUUCGCGCUUUCUGGAACAGUCCCACUGGCCUCAAAACAACCCACUUUUGGGGUCCUGCUUUCAACUGGAGCCUCCCUCUUGCGGCAGCAAUGGACACAAAGAAACCACCAGAAACGAUAUCUGUCAAUAUGACUGGAGUUAUGUGCGUUUAUUCGGCAUCGUUCAUGAGGUUUGCUUGGGUGGUGCGACCACGUAACCUACAUCUUCUUGUAUGCCAUGUAACCAAUGAGACUAUGCAAUUAUAUCAACUCUCAAGGUGGUUCAGAGCUCAAAGAGACCUUGAGCAGAACAAAAAGGAAGCAGAUUCGGAGUGAAAGUGAAACGUGUUUAUUUGUUCGCAAGGAUUGAACUUCAGUUCUUCCAUAUUUAUUCAAUCCCUUUUUUUACCACUAAGAUAAUUCCGGUGGUUAUUGAAACAUGUUUGUUUUUGAACAAUCAAGUUCAAAGAAAAUAUUGCUGGAAUAAUGACAUUAAAGUAUCAUUAACAGUUUUAUACAUAUAGGAAUGUCAACGGAACAAAAUAAGUAAGCAGUAAUUUAGAGUAAGCAGUAAUUUUUACUAAAUUACUGUUUGUCUCGUUGGAUAAAUAUUUUUUUUAAUCUAUUUUUAUAUUUGUGAGGAUAUUUAUUAAAUGA